ACGUCAUUGUUGGGGGAAUUUUCAAGAUGGCGCUGGACUGUGGCAGGAAUGCCGCUACAGCAACAAACUAAACGCAGAGGGAUUUAAUUAAUCUUUCCACCGGUGGCGCAUAAAACUCCGCUAGAAGGGGGAAAUUUUAACGCGUGGAAGGCGGACAUGAAGCUGUUACAGUCGGCGCAGGCGAGGUAACGCUGAAGGAUACCCGGCUAAAAUGGUAGCCCCGUCCUCCAAGAACAACAGAACCUGCUGGAGCUCGGCCGAAGGGGCCGGACGACUCGUCGCAGGAAUUGACGCCCGGGUCCGAGCCGCGCUUAGCGACUGAGUGACCAUGGACACGACGACAGAGAACGGAGGGUCGUUUGCUGUCGACCUUAAUGAUAACGAAGAGGAAAGCGGAGUUGGAGAAGUAGCGGGGAAAGCAGGUCACAGAUCCGCACUGAAAGGGCGCAGCCUCGCGCUGCUCGCCGGUGUCAGCGGGGAUCAGGAAGCGGAGAAGGCUCGGACUUCUGUGACCAGUAACGGGGGGGGUGUAAACACGGCCGCCCCGGUACAGCCGCCUCCACACAGCACCGACAUUAUUUUGGAUUUGGAGGGCUGCCUCUCUGGACGCUUGGCUGACAGCUGUGUGGUUUCUGGCGUUUGUGGCGACCUGAACGGAUUUACUGAGUCAGGCGGUCAGGAGGGGGGAGGAGAAGGACUCCCCCUCACGGGAACCACAGCUGCUUCAUGUCCUGCUGGACUCCGGGAACUGGUUUCAGCUGAGGAGGACGGACAGAGGCAGGAGGACCCCGAAGGAGAGACCCGGGACUGCGGCAGCUGCAUCAGGACUCAUCUCCCCCCCGAUCGGCUGCCAUGCACCGCGGCUGGGGAUGUAAACAUGCCCAACGGGGGUGUUGAUAGCCCGGCUCACAGCAGUCCUGAUGGGGACACCACUUACUGGAAACAGACCCAGGUUCAGGACCAGAGACUCAGUUUGAGCGACGUGGACUGUGAGCAAGUUAAAUUAGCCAACGGUGGUUUGCAUGUCGUGAAAAGCGAAACCCUCCCGGAUGAUUUGUCCUUUCACUGGGGGGCAGCGGAAGAAAAGAGGCCCGGGUGGGGUCACUGUCUGGGCAGCGGGCCGCCGGGUUCGCUGUGCCCGGGGCAGGAUGCGCCAGCUGCGGCCAGGCGCCCUCACCUCCCCGCCCCAGGAUCAAGUGCCAACCUCCCACAUUCCUGCCCGUCGACCCAGUCCGACAGCCUGCCGCAGUCCGAGCCCAUCACCGGGGAGGACGAGGAGGAUUUCUCCGACCUGUGUUUCCCGGUCCGGCCUCACAGUCUCCGGACCAACCCGAACCACGCGAUGUCCCUCAGCUGCGACGCCACCCCGCUGUCCGCUGACGAGGAUGGGGGGUAUUAUUUAGAGGAUGGGGGGUACGAGGAAGACCUCCGGAACGUAUUGGAGGCGGGUCGGCGGCAGAGCGCCCCGGACAAGCUGCCAGACCUGACCGGAUCGGACGGGAAGAUGUUACCAAAGAGGUUCGGCUUAGCUGAUUUCUUCACCAGGAGCUUGUUUUCUAGGAAAUCCAAAGAGCCCAAGGCAGCGUCCCACAAUGCAUCAGGGUGGCGCCUGUUUGGGAAGACGGCGGCCACAGAGGACGAAGAGACGUCCACCAACACGCAGGAGGAGGAGGUGGAUUUGUCCUCGUGUCCUCAGCGUCCCCUGGUGGCUGCAAGGAGGAAGAACCUGGAAUUCGAGCCUCUGUCUACCACAGCUCUCAUCCUGGAGGACCGACCAUCGAACCUGCCGGCCAAGUCUAUGGAGGAAACUCAGAGACAUAAACUGGAGUACGAGGAGAUGGUGGCUGGAGCAAAGAAGAGAGAGAUGAAAGAUGCCCAGAAGAAGAAGCGCCAGAUGAAGGAGAGACACCGACAUGAGGACAGCAUCUCCAGUGCCAUGGUCAUCUGGAACACAGAGAUCCUGCCACACUGGGACACCGUGAAGGGGACGAGGCGGGUCAGGGAGCUGUGGUGGCAGGGUCUUCCUCCUAGCGUCAGAGGAAGAGUGUGGAGCCUCGCCAUCGGCAACGAGCUGAACAUCACACCAGAGCUGUACGAGAUCUUCUUGUCCAGAGCCAAAGAGAAGUGGAGGAGUUACAGCGAGACCAGCUCGGUCAACGACAGCGAGAGCGAUGGAGGAGCGUCCCUGGCUGACCGAGAGUCCAGUCUGGACCUCAUCAAGCUGGACAUUUCCAGAACUUUCCCCUCUCUCUUCAUCUUCCAGAAGGGCGGGCCGUACCACGACCUCCUCCACAGCGUGCUGGGAGCAUACACCUGCUACAGACCCGACAUCGGCUACGUCCAGGGCAUGUCCUUCAUCGCUGCUGUUCUCAUCCUCAACCUGGAGGAGGCUGAAGCCUUCAUCACCUUCGCCAACCUGCUCAAUAAACCGUGUCAGAUGGCCUUCUUCAGAGUCGACCACGAGCUGAUGUUGAAGUAUUUUUCAGCCUUUGAGAUUUUCUUUGAGGAGAAUCUUCCGCGUCUCUUCUGCCACUUCCAGAGCAACAGCCUGACCCCCGACCUCUACCUGAUCGACUGGAUCUUCACCCUGUACAGCAAGUCCCUCCCUCUGGACGUGGCGUGCCGGGUCUGGGAUGUGUUCUGCCGGGACGGCGAGGAGAGCUUGUUCCGGACGGGUCUGGGGAUCCUGCGUCUCUACGAGGACAUCCUGCUGCAGAUGGACUUCAUCCACAUCGCUCAGUUCCUCAGCCGCCUGCCCGAAGAUCUGCAGUCUCAAACGCUCUUCAACGCCAUGGCAACCACGCACAUGAUCAGCCGGACCCGCCGCUGGGCUCAGGUCUUCUCUGCUCUGAUGAAGGAUGGAAAUAAAGAGGUGGAGAAGAACAGCAGCCCAGCACUGAGAAGCUAACGUCGGCCGGAGCUUCAGAGACCCGAGUCCUUAUGUCCUCCAGGAUCAGCUGACCGGUUGUCUCCAGAAGUCUCCACGUUGGGACGCCGCUAACGGCGAGCGUGGAGCUCUAAAUCUUACGGAACCCUUGGUGCUAAAGAUGUUCUAAGAGCUCCAGAAACCCCAGCGUUCCACUGGGUUCUGUCCUCUAGACCUGCAGACGAGGGACCAGGUUCAGGCUGCAGCUGCCACAGGUGACUGAGGGAGGGUCACAUGUUCCAACAGGUGGAGAAGAUGCUGAAUUUGAUAGACUGGAGGACUUUCCAGCUGCAGCUUCACGUUGGAGUUCUUCUUCAGGUUCAGACGAAAACUUUCAGCCGGUUCUUCAGUCUGAAGAAUCACGAGAACAAAAGUAUUAACUAGAAACGACUAAAAGCUGAGAACGAACCACUCCUCCCGGACCGGACCGUCUCCAGGACAGAUGCUGGAUCGGGAUCCAGACCGUCUCCAGGACAGGUGCUGGAUCGAGAUCCAGACCGUCUCCAGGACAGAUGCUGGAUCGGGAUCCAGACCGUCUCCAGGACAGAUGCUGGAUCGAGAUCCAGACCAUCUUCAGGACAGAUGCUGGAUCGGGAUCCAGACCGUCUCCAGGACAGAUGCUGGAUUUGAACGCAUUUGAAAGAGACCUUGCACAUUCAGAUCCACCUCCAGGUCCAGGUCUGGUCCAGGUCUGGACCUCCAACACUAGGCCUACUUGUUGCUGCAGGAGAAAACUGGACUUUUGCUUUUUAAAUUAAAUGGAACUUUUUUUUUUUUUGCUUAUUCCUGUCAGGAAUUCUCCCGGUUCCCACUUUUCCAGACUGUUUCUUCUUCUCUGUUUUUCAGCACUUAUAAAGACUUCGUAUGCGAGGAGCUGAAACUCUGUGGUUCUGGUUUUUAAUAACAAGCACUUUGAGUUUAUUCCUUUAUUUAAACAGAUUCAUGAAGUUGGUAAACGACAGCUCCGCCAUGGAGCGCUCUGAUCCCGGACGUCCCACCGCUGCCGGGAAGCGUUUCUUCAUCCAAGUGGAGCCACAGACAGACGUCCCCAACGCAGACAGAAGGUCCAGGUUCAGAUCCACCUUCAGGUCUACAGGAGAAGAGCUCGUCUACAUAGAGUUAACGUUGGGAAGAACACGGAGACAUGGAAGAUGAAUCCUGACUGAUCUCAUAUCUGCAGAAAUAAAUAACGUGCAAUAAAGUCUUUGUUGAUAAAACUUCA
Molecule: messenger RNA, 4148 nt
Organism: Melanotaenia boesemani (Boeseman's rainbowfish)
Lineage: Eukaryota; Metazoa; Chordata; Actinopteri; Atheriniformes; Melanotaeniidae
Gene: tbc1d12a
Product: TBC1 domain family, member 12a
Exons: 13
Coding region: 329-2908 (859 amino acids)
Source: RefSeq, a predicted model, not a curated record